Molecule: messenger RNA, 1610 nt
Organism: Mercenaria mercenaria
Lineage: Eukaryota; Metazoa; Mollusca; Bivalvia; Venerida; Veneridae
Product: fibronectin-like
Exons: 5
Coding region: 148-1332 (394 amino acids)
Molecular function (GO): protein binding
Source: RefSeq, a predicted model, not a curated record
AAACAUGUAUGUUAUAUUACAGAGCCAAGUCUCAUUACUGGUUUUGAUCUAGAAAACAGUGAACUUGAUCCGAGUGAUAGUAAAAUUACGAUAGCUUGGUUUGAUGCUCCAGGUUAUAUCCAAGGCUACAGGGUACAGCUUUUUGAUAUGUCAACAUCUGCAUUUCUUACAGGAUCACAUCCCAGUUCUACAUAUAACACCUUCUUUCUCAGUGACCUGAAGAACGGAUACACAUAUAAUAUUGCAAUACAGGCAAAAAGCGAGCAAUACUACGAAGGAAAUUUCGUUUAUGGUGACCCGUAUGCUGCACAAUUUGAUACAACUGUAAAAGCCAAAGUGAUGGUGGGAGAGGCUUGUAAUAUAUCUUCAGAAUGUUCUGAUAGCGCAGCAGUAUGUCUGUUUGACACGUGUACAUGUGACGAAAGCAAUUAUGACAGCAAUGGUUUUGAAAAAGGCGGAACGUGCAAUCCAAUUACGGAUCUACAAGUGACAGAUGUUGUUUUCAUGGUGCAGACCAAUAAAAUAGUUGUAUCUUGGCGGCCACCCGUUGGCUUUGAUCAAUACAUUGAUGGGUAUACUGUCAAAUGGAGACCUAAAUAUGGUGACAAUAUUGAAGAAGAGUCAGAAAGUGUUGACUCAUCAUCUACAACACUUACACUUGAGAGAGGAAUAGAUCCUGGGCGCGCGUACAACAUCACAAUCAUUUCAAAGGAUGAAUUGUCACAGCAUGGGUCUGUAAGAAGAACAUCCGUCACAAGAAUGCAAUCAGCAAAGCCAAGUCUCACUACUGGUUUAGAUAUGAACAACAGUGAACUUGAUCCAAGUGAUGGUAAAAUUACGAUAGCUUGGUUUGAUGCUCCGGGAUAUGUUCAAGGCUACAGGGUACAGCUCUUUGAUGGAUCAACAUUGCUUUCACGAUCACAUCCCGGCUCUUUAUAUAACACCUUCUUUCUCAGCGACCUGAAGCCCGGAUACACAUAUACUAUUGCUAUAGAGGCGAAAAGUGAGCAAUACUACGAAAGAAUUAUCGAAUAUGGUGACGCUUUUACUGCACAAUUUAAUACUACAGUAAAAGUUCCAGGUCCCCCGAGAGAAGGUUCAUGCAUUAGGUCUACAGAAACCUCUAUUACAUUGUUAUGGCUACCACCCUCUGACCCUAAUGGAGAAGUGACACGUUACAACAUACAUGUUUAUAGAGAAUCUAAGCUCGAAUUUACAUUAAGUACUACAGGAAACGAAACGGUACAUACUGUGGAUGGUCUCUUUCCAGGUAACAAACGAAGUCAUUUAAGCCCGAUUGAUAACAAUUUUAGUGUUACGUAUCCUUUGUAGGUAGCCAUAGUUAUACUUUUUGACAUAAUCUGUUAGCAACAAUGAAGUUUGCAACUUAAAACAAUAUUAAAAUAGUUUGACAUAUUAUGACUUUUAUCUUUCAUAUUUUGUUAAUUCCACUGUUUCUUAAGAACACUUUAACGCCAAAAAAUAUUCUACCUGAUGAAAUAUACACUGGUACAGAAUUUUGCACAUUGUUAAGAAAACUCAUCUGCGCUUUUGAAAUCAAGAUCAUAUAACUGUUGUUGAACGAGCUUGAAUUGUUUCGUUAGUAUUAU